AUGGAUGAGUGUCUGGCAUGUAAUUCUGCUAUCAAGACGGACGAAAAACAAGUGAAGUGUGUUUAUUGUGGCAACGCCUACCAUAUGAAAUGUGCGGGUUUAUCCGAAUCUCGCUACAAUAAGAUACAAAAACUCAAUUAUUACUUCUGUUCAACACCAUGCGAAUCUUCAUAUGAGAACAACAAAAAGAUGGAUGAACUGCUAGCCACGAUGAAAGCACUGCAAACCUCGGUGGAUUGUAUAAAUAAGAAAUGUGAAGAAAAUGGCUUGAACCUCAAACGAUCAGAUGAUGCUAUGCAAAACUUAAGUGUGUCUAUUAGAGAAUUGUCGCAAAGUCAGAGUGAAAUAAAAUGUUCAGUCGAAGAAGUGAAAACAUCUCAAAUGUUUAUAUCUGCUCAAUAUGAGGACAUUAAGUCUCUACAUGAGGAAAUGAAGAAGGACUUUGCUAGUUGCUGUAAUAAAGUGGAUGCUCAUGACAAUAAAAUUACGGCUAUUGAUAAAUCAAUUAUCGAUCUAAAAAAACGAUUGCGCUUCGCGGAGCAGAGUGGUCUAAAGAACGAAAUUGUCAUCAGCGGUGUACCUAAAGAGCUCUCUCUGUGCGAGCAAACCAUAGUAACCAAGGUUGCUGCAGCUGUUGGGGUUCAACUAUUUACCACUGACAUUGAAAAAAUUCAGCGUAUUAAGAAUGGAAUGGUUCUGGUUGAAUUUUGUAGCUCCAAAGUACGUAAUGACAUUCUGCGCGCUCGUAAGGGUAAAUCCAUCUUCGUCGAUGAAAUCGACUUUGGCAACGCAGUGCUGCCGGGGAACUCCAGAUCGUCUCCUAAUAACAAGCGUUACCACUCUAAAGUGUUUAUAAACGAGAAUCUAACCAGAGAAACCAGAUUAAUCCUUAAAGAGGCAAAAUCUCUCAGAGCGACCCAUGGUUAUAAAUACGUUUGGUGCGGCAAAGGCAAUAUUUACUGCAAGCGGGAUGAUUCGUCAGAACCCCACGUCAUCGAUUCCAUUGAAGACUUAAAAAAGCUGCGCUUAUCUCCAAAGAAGGCUUGA
Molecule: messenger RNA, 1047 nt
Organism: Sabethes cyaneus
Lineage: Eukaryota; Metazoa; Arthropoda; Insecta; Diptera; Culicidae
Exons: 1
Coding region: 1-1047 (348 amino acids)
Source: RefSeq, a predicted model, not a curated record